AUGUAUGCAACAGCCACCGCCACGCAAAGCCCAUCGAGCGGGCUCGACAUUGCUGCGUACGCCGUGCACCGUCCCUACACCCAGGGUGAGUUGCCGCCAGCAUGGUUGAUCGGGCACCGGCCCAUCGUCUCCGCGCCGACGGGUGGCCAUCGGUAUUCGGCGGUCGUCCCGUAUGUCGGUCCAGGCUCAGGGAUGCGCGCCGAUCCGCUCGCGUUGUGGUGCGGACCCUCUCCCGUGACCCGCCUCGAUUCAACUUCGGCUGGGGUCCUUUUGCGGACUGCCAUCGAAUCCCUCGCCGUCCGCGCAUUCCCUCAGACCGGACCUCCCCGCGAGGACCCAUACUCGACGCCGGCGUGUGGGGUCACGAGCGACGCGCUACCGCCGCGUACGAGUCGCCGGCACGACGUGUCCGCAGGGCACGCGACGAGCUCGGGUGGCUCGCGAGAGCCCGUGGACGGGUACAUACCCAACGAGCGACGUGUCACAUCCAACGGGGACGACCGGGUCAUUACGACUCGGGUGAGCGGGCGAGAGUAUGCGGGUGUCUCUGAAGGGGGAUGCGGUGGAGGGAUGGAGAAAGCCACGACGGCGACUCGCAGCAUAUAUACCACCCACACUCGACAAACCCCGAACCCCGACCCCAGACGACGGCAGCGGAAUGGAAUGCAACGCGAUUGCCGGAAACGCCCCCGUCUUCCUUCCCUCCCUCCCUCCCUGCUCGCCAUCGAGCGGCUGGAAAAUUGCGCCGCGCGGGGACCUGGAAGCGGUUACGAGAGGCUGGGAGAUGGGGAAUCCAGGCGUUGGCGGACUCGGGGAAGCGCGCGUGCGCGCGCGUGCUUCUCCGCGCCUGUCAACCGCGGGACGCACGGGGCGACAGACUCUGACUCGCCAUUCGGCGGCUUGACUGUCUAG
This is a messenger RNA of Gloeophyllum trabeum ATCC 11539, 912 nucleotides long. RefSeq lists its product as uncharacterized. The record is from RefSeq and is a predicted model, not a curated record. The coding region runs from base 1 to 912 and encodes 303 amino acids. The transcript has 2 exons. Lineage: Eukaryota; Fungi; Basidiomycota; Agaricomycetes; Gloeophyllales; Gloeophyllaceae.